This is a messenger RNA of Malaclemys terrapin pileata, 1072 nucleotides long. RefSeq names its product chromosome 25 C17orf98 homolog (gene SPMAP1). NCBI's taxonomy places the organism in Eukaryota, Metazoa, Chordata, Testudines, Emydidae. Bases 477 to 941 code for a protein of 154 amino acids. The record is from RefSeq and is a predicted model, not a curated record. The transcript is spliced from 3 exons.
AGAGGUGCCCAGGUGCUGGACAGGCCAGCAAGAGGUAGGUUAGACUAGCCCCCUCCCCAGCUAUGGACGAAAAGGGGAGCGGGGAGGCAGAGCCUCGCCCCGCGUUGCUUUAAUCUGCCCCCCAAACAAACCGGCCGCCUCUGAGGGGGCUGGUAGCCGGUAACACCCCCUCCCGCAGCCAUCUGCGGCUGGCUAACAGCUGACUCCAUCCCAGCCCCACGUGGCGUGAUGGAGCAACUCGGCUGGGAGCCGGCCUUGCGGUGCUGCGGGUCCCGCUCCUGGGGGGCUGGUGAUGGGAAGGCCUGUACCCCCCCCUCCUUUCCCAGCCGGGGCGGGCAGCUGCCCUGCAGCUGGCUCUGGGGAGCCUCCCAGGGGCGGCGCGCGAACGUAACAAUGCAGGGAGGCGGCGGCCCGUGCCGGGGGCUCACAAGGGGCCGGGGCUGGCGCCGGGGCGGGGGGUCCUGUCUUUGCUCGCCAUGGCUUGUCUCAGCAGGCGGUGUCUGCAGCGGCAGAAGGGCUUUAUCCUGGACGGGGUGGCCGUGGACACGCUGGCCGGCAGCGCCGCGCACAUCCCGCCCAAGCUGUGGUCCGCCUUGCCCCCGUACAACGCCCAGCUGGACGGCCACGCCGCCAGCUACUUCGCGGCCCCCGCGGUCAAGUCCCUGCUGAAGAACACGGAGCAGCACCGAGGUGGUACAUCCAGGGAUGGUUGGAUAGUGGAUUAUUUCCACAUCUAUGGGCCAGAGCAGAGGUACCUGAACAGGAGGAACUGGGCAGGUGCAGGCCACUCUUCUGAGCAGGUGGGCGGCCACUACAGCUUCCUGGCAGACGUGAAACCCAUGAAGGGCUACAACGGGCGCUUCGGCUAUCGUCGCAACACCCCGGACCUGCGGGUGAAUUCGUCCUGCUUCGGCGAAGUCAGUGUGUUCCCACUCCACUGAUGCCGAACGAGCGGCUUCUCGCAGACCCCCGAUGCCAGCCCCUCCGGGUGCCAUGGAGACCUGGAGACCCUGAUUAGGAGUAAGAAAAGGGAGCUACAAUAAAAUAUUUGUUCUCGCUUGUUCUAUUUUAA